Molecule: messenger RNA, 1632 nt
Organism: Blepharisma stoltei
Lineage: Eukaryota; Ciliophora; Heterotrichea; Heterotrichida; Blepharismidae
Source: the annotation of a GenBank genome assembly
AUGCAGCCAGGGAAUCAGCCAGCUCAGCAAGCUCCACAAGAAGGUAAUCAAGCAGGCGGGAGAGGUUUUUUGUCUACAAUAUUAAACUUUGUGAUACUUUACUUUGUUUUUUCUAAAUUAGCAGAGAUGUUUUUUACUUCAUCGUCAACAUCAAAAUCAUCGAGCUCUUUGCCUAAACCUCCAAAAAUAACAUAUCCAAAUAUACUUCAAGAUGGGGACAAAAUAGACUUUAAGAUAUUUUUUUCUUCUGAUGAGCCUGGUUCUAAUCCAGAAUUGAUUUGGGAACAGUAUGGGCUGACAUAUGAUUUCGCACCAGAAAACCAUAGAGAGCUUGAUGUAUCAAUCCCAUUAACAUCUUAUCUACAAACAAAUGGGACAGCAAGUUUAAAUGCAGAGUUUAUUUUACAUACAUCAAGAUUUCAAAAUCCGGUUUUAUAUUCUGCUAAGAAAAAAUUAACAAAAUACGUGACUUUUGCAAAAGAAACAACAGUAAAUCUAAUGAGUGGAGAACCAGUGGUAAAAAGUGCUGAAGACGAAAAAAAAGCUAUGCACUUUAUCCCUGAAAUAGAAAUUCAUGCUGUUCACGACGUCAAUGUUUAUUCUGAUUUCCCACCCCAAAUAGCUGAUGUAAUCCAAAUUUACCAAAACACCCAUUACUAUCCAAUAAUUCUUCUUUCUGAUUUUUGGGUUCUCAAAGACAAAUUGAUCCCUCUAAACUCAACUCUUUCAGAAGUAAAAUUAAAACUUACAUACGACUCCUACUGGGUUUACAAAUAUUUCAUGAUGAAGCAGUUUGAGCUUAGUCAAACAAUCGGAAGCACUUAUGGCCUUCAGAGCGAGCAUGAAUACGACUUAAUGAAGCGUAUGUUUCUAGAAACCAACCCAUACUUUCUUGGACUCACCUUAGUUGUGUCAUUUGUACACAUGAUUUUUGAGUUCAUGGCAUUUAAAAGUGAAAUUGAGUUUUGGAAAGGUCGCCAAAACUUAAAAGGGCUCUCUACAAAUAUGCUGCUUUAUAAUUUUGUCUCAAGUAUUAUCAUUUUACUGUAUCUUUUAGACACUGGAGAAACCUCAUGGGCUGUUUGGCUACCUAUGACAGUUGGGAUUGUUAUUGAGCUAUGAAAGCUUACAAAAGGGUUUGAUAUUUCUAUAAAAAAUACUUUUCCUUUUCUGUCAGUUAAAGGAAAAGAAGCACACAAAGAAGGCGGAACCGAUCUGCUUGAUAAUGUCGCUGCAAAGUAUUUGUCGUAUAUUUUGAUGCCUUUAAUACUGAUAUUUAGCAUUUAUUCAUUGUAUGCUUAUGAAUAUAAAAGUUGGUGGUCUUGGUUUAUAGGGACUUUGGCGACUUUUAUAUAUACGGCUGGGUUUAUUAUGAUGACACCUCAGCUUUAUAUUAAUUAUAAGCUGAAGUCUGUUGCCCAUAUGCCUUGGAAAGUUCUUACUUAUAAAGCGCUGAAUACGUUUAUUGAUGAUAUGUUUGCGUUUAUAAUAGCUAUGCCAAUAAUGCACAGAUUAGCUUGCUUUAGAGAUGAUAUUAUAUUUGUGAUUUACUUAUAUCAAAAAUGGAGUUAUAGAGUUGAUCCAAACAGACAUUAUCUGGAUGAUUUGCCAGAAAAAGAUAAAACAGAUUAA